This is a messenger RNA of Eucalyptus grandis, 1146 nucleotides long. RefSeq lists its product as uncharacterized. Gene Ontology annotation, molecular function: protein binding. The transcript is spliced from 5 exons. The record is from RefSeq and is a predicted model, not a curated record. NCBI's taxonomy places the organism in Eukaryota, Viridiplantae, Streptophyta, Magnoliopsida, Myrtales, Myrtaceae. Bases 1 to 1098 code for a protein of 365 amino acids.
AUGAUUGUUUUCAUUUUUUUGGCAGAAUCUGUCAAGUACAAGAGAGAUCUUCCACCAGCUCAUUUUUCAUUGAAAAUUGAAUCAUUUGAAGUACCAUUAAAGUUGGACAAGUAUGAUUCCGGUGUAUUUAACACUGGGGGCCACAAAUGGAGGCUAUCUCUUUACCCUAAAGGAAACAAAAAUGAUAAUGGUUCAGGAUAUAUUUCCCUCUAUUUGUCAAUCGAUGACCUUAAAUCCAAUGAGACGGUUCACGUCAACUACAAGCUUUUUGUGCAUGACAAAUCACGAAACAAGUACUUGACCAUUCAAGAUGCCGAUGAGGCGAUAAGCUGCUUCUAUGGCUUGAAGACCCAAUACGGGUUUCCUCGGUUUCUUUCCCUGAAAGAAUUCAAAAAACUUUCAAAUGGAUACCUUGAUGAAAAGUACUCUUGUACAUUUGGGGCUGAAGUUUUUGUCAUCGAACCUGACAAGGUGAAGGAGGAGUCUCUUUCCUUGAUCAGAUACCCGGAACAAAACACAUGGCAUUUGAAGAUCGAAAACUGGUCCACAUCGGGCACGGAUCCUCGGUUCAGAGAGUUUGACUGCGAAAAAAGGAAAUGGAAGUUAUUGGUGUAUCCCAAAGGCAAUGAGGCCGGGAGGGGAAAGUCGCUGUCCGUUUACUUGGAAGUGCAAGGCCUUACUGAGAAGAUGCAAGUUUAUAAAGAGUUCAAUUUAAGUGUGGUGGACCAACUCAAAGGGAGACAUCAGGAGAAGAAGCAAUUUGAGCGCUGGCUAAGUGCCUCACAUCCCCAAGUGGGCAAUGCAAACUUUAUGCCCUUGAAGGAUCUCGAGAAAUCAAAGAAAGGGUUCAUUCAAAAUGAUACUCUGGUGGUUGAAGUCCAGAUCUGCGUUGUAUCAAAGCCAAGUGUCAUAUCAGAGCCGGCCGUUGUACCAUCGCAGCCGGGGCCGGGGUCGCACCAUCGAAGCCGGGCCCGGGCGUCGCACCAUCGCAGCAAUGACUUACUUUCGUAUUUGUUGUGUCAGAAUAAAUUCCUUAAGGAUAGUGUGUACGUGUAUUUCCACGUGAAUUUUGUGCUCCCAGUUUGGCUUCUUAUAUGAUUAUUAGGUGGAAUCUUAAAACUUUUGAAUGAAUAUGCAAUCAAGUCA